Molecule: messenger RNA, 582 nt
Organism: Chanos chanos (milkfish)
Lineage: Eukaryota; Metazoa; Chordata; Actinopteri; Gonorynchiformes; Chanidae
Product: guanylyl cyclase-activating protein 2-like
Exons: 4
Coding region: 1-582 (193 amino acids)
Biological process (GO): visual perception
Cellular component (GO): photoreceptor inner segment; cone photoreceptor outer segment
Molecular function (GO): calcium ion binding; calcium sensitive guanylate cyclase activator activity
Source: RefSeq, a predicted model, not a curated record
AUGGGUCAGAAUCUGCCCACUGAGAAGAAGGAGGAUGCAGAGAUAGAUGUGGCCGCUCUUCAGGAAAUGUAUAAAAAGUUUAUAACAGAGUGCCCGAGCGGUGUUUUGUUUUUACACGAAUUUAAAAGAUUUUUUGGUGUUGAUCCAACGGGCGAAGCGGCGGAGUAUGCGGAAAAUAUGUUUCGAGCUUUCGAUAAGAAUGGGGAUAACACUAUCGAUUUCCUGGAGUUUGUCGCGGCACUAAAUCUGGUGUUUAGGGGAGAUCUAGAGCACAAACUGAGAUGGUCAUUCAAAGUUUAUGAUAAGGACGGAAAUGGCUACGUGGAUAGAACGGAGCUCAGGGACAUAGUUGAAAGUAUAUACCGUCUGAAGAGGGUGAAUAAGAAAGAGCCUGAAAUCUCCAUUGAUGAAGUCUGUGAGAGGAUCCUUAGCGCAGUGGACGUGGACGGAGACGGUCAUAUAACUUUAGAAGAAUUUGUGCAGGGAGCCCAGCAGGACCCCUGGAUCUUGAACAUGUUACGUCUGGACAUGAAUCCUUAUAGCUGGGUACUGGAGCAAAGAAGGAAAAGCGCCCAUUUCUAA